Messenger RNA from Mya arenaria, 4368 nucleotides. Its product is annotated as ankyrin repeat domain-containing protein 10-like. The coding region runs from base 130 to 1350 and encodes 406 amino acids. The transcript is spliced from 5 exons. Gene Ontology annotation, molecular function: protein binding. Lineage: Eukaryota; Metazoa; Mollusca; Bivalvia; Myida; Myidae. The record is from RefSeq and is a predicted model, not a curated record.
UAGCAGGUGCCCGAAUAACAGAGAAAAACAAUGCAUCGAAAAUAAAUUUGAAUUUUUUAAAAUAAAUACAGAACAACAACCACAUUUAUCAUUAAUUUAAUCAACAAGUCCUUGUAUAUUAUUUCAACCAUGGAUCUUUCACAAAAUAAUGGGAACUGGAGUAGUGUCACUGAAGAUAUCCUGAAGAGAAAUUUUCCAAUCCACCGCGCAUGCAGAGACGGCGACAUCGACCACCUGACUUCAUUGUUGUCUGCCGGCGAGGUAGAUCUGUAUGAAGAAGACGAUUUUUACGGAUGGACUCCAAUUCAUUGGGCAGCAUAUUUUGGAAAGCUGGCAUGUUUACGCCGCUUGAUAAACACCUUGGAGACCAAUGGUGUACGGGGCUGUGAGAUAGUCUCAAGCAGGUUUUCUCAAACCCCAGCACAUUUGUGUGCCUUUGGUGGUCAUUCACAGUGCUUGUACUGGCUAAUUCAGUCCAACUGCAAUCUUAUUACCCAGGACUAUAUGGGAGAGACACCCAUACACAAAGCAGCCAGGACAGGAAGCAUGGAGUGUGUUAGUCUGCUAGUGUCACAGGGAGCUAAACUCAGUUUGCGUAAUCAUAGUGGUAACACACCUAGCCAGGUCGCUGCAUCUGUAGGCUUUACCGAAUGUGCCAACUACAUCGAACGAGCUGCCCAGAUACAGUGCCAGGCCUCGGGUGUGUAUGAUGAGAUGAGAACACCAGUAACAAACCCUGCUCAAAAUGGCCUCAACCCCAUCAGCAACCCUUUCUGCAAUGGCAGAGCCUCGCCGGAAGGGCAGUCCAGCAAUCAAAACUUAUUUAUUUCCACAAAUACAUAUCAUUCCCACCCUCAUUUACCAGCAAAUGGCACCACCCACAACCCUGCAGCUCCUUGCUUUGAAAAUGGUGUCAACCAUAAUAAUAACAACAGCCAAUCUGACAACUGUGAUAUGGAGAUGGAUGAGACCUGUCAGGGGGUUCCACAAUCAAUUGGUUUCAUGAAUGAGGCUCCCAAUGGUGAUGUGUUGCUAGAUGCUGCUGUUUCUCAGAAUAUCAAGCCACUGGCCGGGAAGAAGAGAGGGCGCGAAGAAGUGGAAGAUGAAUGCUUCAAGCGAGCAAGAAAUGAUGAGCCCCUUGCCUCAAAAUGCAACCUGAAUGGUUGGCUGUACAACAAUGGUCACAUGACUGAAAAAAGUCACAUGAUUGAUACAGUUCACAUGGCCAAGGCAAGUCACAUGGCCAGGGAUUCUGACAGUAUGAUGGAGCACUACGAUACGGUCUAUGUGCAGCAAGGAUACGACAGCAUGGUGUUUAGUGCAAUGUUUGAGAACUAUCAUGGCUUAUAAGCUGGUUUGGCCAUUCAGCUCAUACAUUUAAUGACUUGUAUGACUUAUAAGCUAAUAUGACUUAUAAAAGCACCUAUGUCUACUAAGCUAUUAUAGCUACUAAGUAUUUAGUUGAUGUAACUUUGUCUCUUGCUUAUAAGCUGACGUGACUUAUAAGCUUACAUGGCUAUGUUGAUGUGACUUAAAAGUGAUCUGAAUUAUAAGCUGAUAAGGCUAACAAGCUGAUGUGACUUAUAAGCCUACAUGGCUAUGCUGAUGUGACUUAUAAGCUGAUCUAACUCAUAAGCUAAUAUGACUUAAAAGCUCUCAUAACAGAUAAACUGAUACUGAUUAUAAGCUGGUAUGACUAAUAAUCUGAUAUUAUAGUGUAGUCAAUUUUGAAUUAUGUAAUACAUUUUUUUCCAUCAUGUUCACUUGUUAUAACCUAUCUUCAAUGUAAUCAAUGUUAAAGCAAUUGUUUUAUUAUAAAUUUAGUUCUUUUUGACUUUGUUCAUGAUACAAAAAUCAUGUCAUUUAUAUUCGGAAAAAGUAUUCAUGACAUUCUUAUUAUAUUAAACUAUUAAAAUAGUAGGCCAAGCCAUACUUGAAUUAUGUGCAAUUUCCUUAAAUUCUGAAGGCGCAUUCAGCCUAUCAUUGUUGCAAUGUUUCAGCAGGAUCUCUAUUAUAUUUAUUGUGCAGUUAAGUCAAUAUACAUAUAUUUAAAGAACAAAAUUCAUAGAGGGAGUACCGGUAACUGUUUGGUUAUGGUGGUGUUGCAAGGUUCAAUACGAUUUAUUUAGAUGAUGUAUUGAGGCAAAAUGUAUGAAGGUUAAACACCUCUAUAUUCGACUUUUCCAGGUUACAUUUAAUUGUGAUUUUACUCAAUGGACAAUUUAGAUUUUACUGCUUUUAUAAGUCACCUUUGUUAAAUCUUCAUUUUUGUCCUAUCACUGUAUCAUUAUAGCAUAUAUCAUUGUUGUCUUUAUUGGCAUGUUAAAAACAGCUUUUUUGAUACAAGUUAAAUAAAUUGUCUUUAUAAUAUAAUCUUUUAAUGUGUUAAUGUGUGUUCAUGUAUUGAAAUGUUUAAAAUAUGAAUAGGGUUUUUGCCUUAGUUUUACAUAAAGGUACAUCAAAAGAUUUCCCAUGCACUGUUUGUUAAUGUAUUUCUCUCUGUUGAAUGGUUCCAUGUUAAAUUUUAAGAAGAAACUUGUAUUUUGAGUGAUUAUGUAUGUUCACUAAAUAGCACCACAGUGUAAUGCUCUCAUGCUGGGCUGUUCAUAAGUUCUUUGACAGCAUUAUCAAUAACGGUGCUGCGACAAAAUGAUUUGUGGCUUUUGCAUCCAAGGCUCAACUUAUUAUUCUGUUUAUAUAAGCAUAGCUCUAGGUAUAAAAUGUGCUAUGAAAGUUAAUUUGAUAUGUAUAUGAAUGGAUGCAUCUCGGUUGAGAACAAUUGCAUGAGGAGUUCUUAGUAUAAAUAGGAGAUUUGUAAUGGUGUUCUUUAGUAAAAAUCUUUGUCAGAGGAAUACAAUCUUCAUUUCUUUUGAAAUUUAAUAUUUAAAUCAGGUUAUGAUAUUGUUUGCCCUUAUUUUACCAUAGUAAUGUGCAGGAAACAUUAUUUUCAUUUUCAAACGGCACAAUCCUCUGGAAAUGUGCUUACUUUGUACCAUUUUCAUUCUUUUUUAGGACUAUUUGAUACAUGGCUAUAAUCUCAUAAAUUGGCCACCAUUGGACAAUUGUCUCUUGUUUUUGGAGAUUGAUCUCAAAAGGAAUGUAAGGCAAUGCAAUUGUGUAUUGAAUAUUUGAAUUGUAUAUCAUUUGUUCUCUUGUGUAGGUGUCUGAAUUUUCUUGCUUUAUUGGAAAACUGUUGAUAUAUAUGUAUAAGUAUGGCAAUUGUUAUUUAAGCUUGUUUGUUUUUCAUAGAACAAAGGUGAGAUAGUGGCAUAGCCUUGGCCAUAACUCGAAAAAAAAAAACUAUUUAAGUUACUCAAAUAGAACUUGGUUUGAGUUAUGCCUCUUUUGAAGGAAAAAAAAAUAACAAAUACGCAUUGAGAUUGCAUGGACAGGUCUCUUGGGGUGAUUCCAGAUUUGCAGUGAUAGUCGCUUAUGCUUGAAUCCUUUUAUGAUUUCCCUUAACCUGCCACCUUAUUUAUUCUCAGUAUAUUGAGAUUGACAUUUUAUAAUUCAUAAUAUUUGCAAAAUGUGCAUUUUUGUUGAUAGGUAAUAUAUAUCAUAUGCUAUAAUAUCAAAUGCAUAGGUAAAAAAUCAAAGUGUGAAUAUUGAAUUCUGUUAACUAUAAUUUUUAAAUUUAAUAAUGUGAAAUCUUUUAUAUUCGUGGAAAUUAAAUUUUGUGGUUUUUCAAAAAAGGGUACUUGAAUUCGUGAGUGUUUUUUUUUUAAUAAAACAAAUCGAAACUGCAAUCAAAUCGUCUGCGAUUUCACCAUGCUUUUUUAAAUGUUCCUGCAAGUCAUACAAAAAACAUUGAAUGCAAGUCAUCAUCUUUUUUUUUAUUAUCAUUAAAGUUGAAAAAUGAUUACCGGGUAUAUAACAUAUUUAUAGUAAUAUGAACAAUGAUUUAGGCACUUACCGUGACCAUGUAUAUUUCAUUUGAAUACAUGUAUACCCUUUUAUAUAGGGAGUAUAAUCUGAGAAUUCAAGGUCCAAUUUUUGUGAUGAUCUUGAAUUUGGAAAUUAACCAACCCACGAAAAACCACAAAAAUUAAUGUCCCACGAAUAUGAAUGAUUUCACAGUAUUACACCUUAGUUUGGUUCUAGAUAUGUUUCAUUCAAAGGUAAAUGCCAUGAUGUUCAUCUUUGUAUAUACUUGCAUAUUUUAACAAAUAGCUUUUACGAACUUAUUAUUUAAAAUUGCACUGUAAAUCUCAGUUUUUUUAUUUUAUACUUGACAAAACUUUGUACCAAAAUUUAAAAAUGAGAAGAAUAAAAAGUUUUAUCAUGUUUUUACGUCUGAAAUGGCAUACAGUUGAAUCUUGUAAGUGUUCUGUUCAGUGUAGUUUUCAAAUAAAAGUGCAAUUAAAAUAG